AGUCUGUGAUCAACAACAUUUCGAAGUGGUCGUGAUUCUUUUUCUCAUUUGGUAUUUUAAAAAAAAUUAUUUUUCAUCACUUUGACUCAUUCCAGAAGACUUUUUUUUGUUAAUUUCAAUGUGAUCCUGCGGUGAACUAUUUUCUGUGAAGUGAAUCUAUUUGAUCUACAUAUUUGCAAUUUUUUUUGUGAAUUUGUGCAUCAAGUAUUAACCAAUGUUUAAUUAAAUUUUGACAACAAUUUCUGACCACAUAGAGAGGCAUGGUGGAUCUUUUAUGGGUGUUACAACAAUGUUACUGCAGUUUAUGGACCAUUAAAAAGCCCACUUAAUCGAUCAAUACCAACACAAUUAAUAAUAGAUCCAAAAAUAGAAUUAAAAAAUAAACUGAAGUGAAAAGGAAAAUGGAUUCUGUACGAUUUUCUAUCAUUGAAAAUGAUUUAAAGUGGAAUCAAAAGAAUCCAGAAGUGUUGGAAGGUGAAGAAGACAAUAAGAGCAUAUCGAGUGAGAGUAGUGUUGAAGGUGGAACAGUUGAUGUAUCCAGUAUUCCUCCCCUACCAUGUGAACAAGAUAUCUGGCAAUCUCAUGAGAUUGACAAUUCCCUGAAGACUUUGCCAAAUUAUGAAAAAAUAAACGAAUUGAUAGAAUGUGGAGAUCUGGAUGGUUUAACUCACACGCAGCGUGAUAUAAAUACAGCACUUUUGCUAGCUGUUUGGCAUCAACGUCCAAGCUGUGUAGUCUCUCUGCUAAAUGAGUUCAAUGCUGAUCCCAAUACAUCAGACCUCAAAGGACGCACGCCAUUGCAUUUGUCCUGCUCAAAGGGCGACUUUUUCACUACAAAAGUCCUCCUCAGGCAUGGAGCUAAAGCCCAUCAAUGGGAUGAUAGCUUAAAGGCUACACCACUUCACUGUGCAGCAAGUGCCGGCAGUGCUGAAUGCAUUCAACUCCUUUUGAGAAACGGAGCACAACUGAAUGCUGGAAUUGAAAGAAGAUCAGCCCUUCACUAUGCUGUUGAGCGAAACAUUGUUCAUUGCGUCAAGACACUCCUGCAAUAUGGAGCAAAUCCCAAUACUCCCCAAGUCUACACAGAGACCCCUCUUCAUGUGGCUGCCAGUUUGGGCUAUGAUAAGUGCAUGAAGCUUCUCCUGGAUCAUGGCGCAGAUGUUAGAUCGCAGUUUGGCAAAAGACGCCUAACGGCCCUGCAUUUAGCCGCUGAGGAUGACUACAAGGAUUGUGUUCAAUUGCUGUUGGAUGCUGGUGCAAAGAUUGACGUGAGAAAUCAUCUGGAUCAGACUCCAUUGAUUCUAGCCUGCCUUGGCCAGGCUACAUCAACCUUGGAGCUACUUAUAAAGCGAGGAGCUGAUGUUCAUACCAUCUACAAAGACGGCCGAACAGCCCUCCAUGCGGCAAUAGUGAAAGAUAACAAAUCAUGGGAUUGCGCCAAAAUGCUUCUACGUGCUGGUGUUGAUGUUAAUCGUCCAGACAAUUAUGGUUACACACCAGUUCACAUAGCCGCUCUCAAUGAAUUCAGUUCCUGCGUUCACAUGCUCAUCGAGCACGGCGCAGACAUAACAUCUCGCACAAAUGGUGGUGUUAGUGCAUUGAGCUUCAUAGUCAGGAGAACACCAGAAGUCAUUCCCAAAUUCAUCAGCAAACUCGACAAUUCCAUUAAGGUCAACGAACACGAAAUUGGGGAUGUCGACUGUGAGAUUAAGUUAGAUUUUAGACUUCUGGUACCCAAUAACGAAAGGGGAGAAACAGAAUUACUCCUGGCAUUUAUAGAAGUUGGUCAGAAGAGGAUUCUCAAGCAUCCACUGUGUGAGACUUUCCUCUUCCUCAAAUGGAGACGAAUCCGAAAAUUCUUCCUCUUCAGCUUAUUCUACCACUCCAUCUAUGUCCUCCUCUUCACCCUCUACAUCCUUGGAGUCUACGUCAAGGAUUGCCCACUGACAUCCAGCUCAACUGAUCACUGCAAAAUCCCACCCUAUGUUAUUCCUGUUGGCUACCUAGUUCUCAUCCUCAAUCUCCUUCUACUCGCAAAGGAACUCUUUCAAAUGGCUCAUGGAUUCAGUUCGUACAUCAGAUAUUGGGAAAAUUGGCUACAGUGGACAAUUAUACUAGGUGGAUUUCUUUGUGCGACACCACAAGCUCUCAUUUCGGACGACUUAACCCUCGUGCCCAAAUGGCAACAUCACAUGGCUGCAGUUGUUAUAUUUCUGGUUUGGGUUGAGUUAAUGAUGUUGGUUGGAAGAUUUCCAAUCUUUGGUCUCUACGUCCAGAUGUUCACCAAAGUUGCUGUCAACUUCUCAAAAUUCCUCCUCGCUUACUGCUGCCUCCUCGUGGCUUUUGGCCUGACCUUUGGGGUCCUCUUUGCCAAUUACCCAGCCUUCAAGACUAUCCCAUGGGCAUUCCUGAAAACGAUAACCAUGAUGGCUGGAGAGUUGGAAUUUGAGGAUAUUUUCUACAACAGUGGACCAAUAAACUAUCCUGUAACUGCUCAUGCAAUGUUUCUUGCAUUUGUCCUGUUGGUCACUGUCAUCCUAACCAAUCUCCUGGUAGGUUUGGCAGUCAGUGACAUUCAGGGACUUCAGGCAUCUGCUGGACUCGACAGAUUGUCUCGUCAAGCUGAACUCGUUUCUCGCCUGGAGAGCCUGUUCUUCUCGAAACUCUUGAGAAAACUCCCUCCCCGGAUUCUAGCAAUUUGUCAGAGAAGUGCACUUUUGAGAACUUCCCGUUGGCACUUGCAGUUCUGCAUCAAACCCAAUGAUCCCCGAGAAAAAAGGCUACCCAAAGAUCUCAUGCUCUCAAUCUACAAAUUAGUGGCUGAAAGACGCGAUCGGAAUCAGAGUAUGAAACGCCGGAACUACACAAUGUUCAAGGAAUCAAUCAUCGACAAGGGAAACUAUGUGCAAUUGCGGAAGAACACCUCACAAACAUCCACAAAUCCCAGGCCCAAAACCAUCUCGGAAAACCCAAAGAUCUUCUACAGAAAUGCCAGAUCAACUCCUCCGCCGAUUGCUCUAAAAAUCAGCGACUUGGAGGGAGAUUGUGGGAAGAGCAAUCCAGGAAGUGUUUUGGAGAAACUCAACAAACUGGAGGAGGAGAUUUUGAAGCGUUUCGACGAAAUCAACAGAGAAAUUGUGUUUAUCAAGAUGCGCAUGGAAACGUGACUAAUGCCCAGAAAUUUACUUUUAUUUUGUAAAAAAAAAUGUAUCUGAUAGUAGCUGAUAGUUCAGGAAGAGUAAAAGGGACCCAGUUGUGCUUCUCAUUCUUGCAGUUUCAGAAAAUUAUUUGCAAAAUAAAAGUAAUUGUGCGCUGCCCUUAAUCAACAAUCAACAAUUAUACCAAAAAGUGAAAAUAUCCAAAUAAUUAUCAAAAAUAAUUAUCAGUUCAUACCACACUUGCAAUAAUUAUCAAUAUACUCCCAUUUUCAAGUAUGACAAUAAAUAAUUUAUAAUAAAACGUCUCAUGAGCAGAAAUAAAAAUAAAACUGAAUCUUACCUUU
Molecule: messenger RNA, 3502 nt
Organism: Phlebotomus papatasi
Lineage: Eukaryota; Metazoa; Arthropoda; Insecta; Diptera; Psychodidae
Gene: pyx
Product: transient receptor potential channel pyrexia
Exons: 8
Coding region: 402-3167 (921 amino acids)
Biological process (GO): transmembrane transport; monoatomic ion transport
Cellular component (GO): membrane
Molecular function (GO): protein binding; monoatomic ion channel activity
Source: RefSeq, a predicted model, not a curated record